Molecule: messenger RNA, 690 nt
Organism: Mangifera indica (mango)
Lineage: Eukaryota; Viridiplantae; Streptophyta; Magnoliopsida; Sapindales; Anacardiaceae
Product: transcription factor WER-like
Exons: 5
Coding region: 1-690 (229 amino acids)
Source: RefSeq, a predicted model, not a curated record
AUGCUGAAGACCUAUUGUUUUUUCCCUUUGUUCUCACUUGAUCGGAUUGAUGAUAAGCAGCAGCACGAGUAUCAAACUCGCUCUCAUUUAUAUAUGGUUAGUUUGGUGUCAAAUUCUUCGCAAAGAAAGUAUACAUUUGCUAAAGAAAGGUGGCGAGGCCAAUGGACAGCAGCAGAAGACCAAAAACUUGCACAGGUUAUUGAAAUCCAUGGCCCAAAGAGAUGGAAAUCAGUUGCAGCCAAAGCAGGUCUGAAUAGAUGUGGGAAGAGUUGCAGGUUAAGAUGGAUGAAUUAUCUGAGGCCAAACAUCAAGAGAGGCAAUAUUUCAGGCCAAGAAGAGGACUUGAUACUCAGGCUGCAUAAACUCCUAGGAAACAGGUGGUCUUUGAUUGCGGGGAGAUUACCUGGUCGGACUGAUAAUGAAAUAAAGAACUAUUGGAAUUCUCAUUUGAGCAAGAAAAUAAAGCAAGAUGAAAGACAAAUUAGAGUUUCAACGGAACCAGAGUCUAAGACAGUGAAUCUGGGCACACAAAAAACAAGUGAAGAAGAAAUAACUUCUAAUGAAGAUGAGGAUUCAAAAUAUAGUUUAUUUAGAGAUGAGUUCUUGGAUGGCUAUAACAAGGAGCCUCUAAACUUGGAGUGGAUGAGUAGAUUUUUUGAAAUGGACGAGAAUUGGUAUAUGUUUUCAUGA